Messenger RNA from Chinchilla lanigera (long-tailed chinchilla), 1354 nucleotides. RefSeq names its product vascular endothelial growth factor B (gene Vegfb). Bases 313 to 921 code for a protein of 202 amino acids. Gene Ontology annotation, cellular component: membrane. The transcript is spliced from 7 exons. Lineage: Eukaryota; Metazoa; Chordata; Mammalia; Rodentia; Chinchillidae. Gene Ontology annotation, biological process: vascular endothelial growth factor receptor signaling pathway; induction of positive chemotaxis; positive regulation of angiogenesis. Gene Ontology annotation, molecular function: heparin binding; vascular endothelial growth factor receptor 1 binding; chemoattractant activity. The record is from RefSeq and is a predicted model, not a curated record.
CCCGCCCACCCCGCCGUGCCCUCUCAAGGUUGGCGGAAGUGAGGAGGCGCCCAGCGGCCUUGGCCUCCAGCUUGGACACCGCGGGGGCCCGGGCAUCCCCGGGGAGGUGCCCCUCAGAGCUGGCCCUCUCGCGCAACCCUGGGCCACUCCCCCGCCCCACCUCUUCCCUUGGGCACCGUCGGGGGCGGAGCUGCCUCUUUGUCCCGCAGGACCUGAUUCCUGCCCACUGGGCCCUCUCUUGACCUGACCCGAGGCCCCCGCUGCAAGCCCAGCCCUGAGGGUUGGAGAUUUGACACAGCUGGCAGAGUGUGCAUGGCGGGUCUUGGGAGGGCAGAUCCUUGGGCCAGGAGACAACAGGCCCCAGUCUCCCAGAAUGAUGCCCCUGGCCAUCAGAAGAAAGUGGUAUCAUGGAUAGAUGUGUAUUCACGUGCCACCUGCCAGCCUCGGGAGGUGGUGGUGCCCUUGACUAUGGAGCUCAUGGGUACUGUGGCCAAACAACUGGUGCCCAGCUGCGUGACUGUGCAACGUUGCGGUGGCUGCUGCCCUGACGACGGCCUGGAAUGCGUGCCCACUGGACAGCACCAAGUCCGAAUGCAGAUCCUCAUGAUCCGGUACCCAAGCAGUCAGCUGGGGGAGAUGUCCCUGGAAGAACACAGCCAAUGUGAAUGCAGACCAAAAAAAAGAGAGAGUGCUAUGAAGCUGGACAGGGCUGCCAUUCCCCAUCACCGCCCCCAGCCCCGCUCUGUUCUGGGCUGGGACCCUGCCCCCGGAGCACCCUCCCCAGCUGACAUCACCCAUCCCACUCCAGCCCCAGGCCCCUCUGCCCACGUUGCAGCCAGCGCUGCCAGCGCCCUGACCCCUGGACCUGCCGCUGCCGCUGCCGACGCCGCAGCUUCCUCCGUUGCCAAGGGCGGGGCUUAGAGCUCAACCCAGACACCUGCAGGUGCCGGAAGCUGCGAAGGUGACACAUUGCUUUUCAGACUGUGGGGCCACUUGCCUCAUACAUCAUACCCCAUGGGAGAAGAAAGGAGAACCUGAGAACAGCCCAACCCAAAACCUUGGUCCUAGUGGAAGCUGCUUCAGGACCUGGGCCUCUCAGAGGAUUCUCCUGCUGUCUCCCGAUGCUGCUUUCUGACAGAGUUGAUGAGAUGUGGGGGCAGCAUGAGGGGUCAUGUCCCAGCUGGGGAGGGGGGCGUUGUGUGCUACCCUGUGCACAUGAGAUGAGCAUUUUACACCUGGCUCCUGCCUCUCCUCCCCUGAGAAGACUCCCCACCUCUGCAAAUAAUAGGAUUUGGGCUUUGGUAUGGAAACUGUGAUUUCCCCAACCUUGAUAAAAAAGAUAGAAGGAGCUGUC